Cydia strobilella is the source of this 4405-nucleotide messenger RNA. Its product is annotated as epithelial discoidin domain-containing receptor 1-like. The record is from RefSeq and is a predicted model, not a curated record. Gene Ontology annotation, cellular component: signaling receptor complex; plasma membrane. The transcript is spliced from 18 exons. Gene Ontology annotation, molecular function: collagen binding; protein tyrosine kinase collagen receptor activity; ATP binding. Bases 349 to 3153 code for a protein of 934 amino acids. Gene Ontology annotation, biological process: cell surface receptor protein tyrosine kinase signaling pathway; protein phosphorylation; positive regulation of phosphatidylinositol 3-kinase/protein kinase B signal transduction. Lineage: Eukaryota; Metazoa; Arthropoda; Insecta; Lepidoptera; Tortricidae.
UAAAGUGGUUUCAUCGACAGGGAACGAGCCUAGCCCGUCACUGUGAAGCAACAGGGUCUUGGACGCGUGCGCGUUGCCACCCCAACUCGCAUAAAUGCCCCUGCGGGUCCGUUUCGCGCUCAGAGCCACGUCCGCAGCCGCCGCAGUCUCCUACCAGCAGCCCUCGGUACCGCGCGUCGCUACGACCUCGUAGCAAUGUUCAAAUCACCUGUAUAAAUAUCCACCGCAGUUCUAUUCUUUGACUUCUACAUUACAGAGUGUCUGUGUUAUUUUUUGUGGUCAUGACUUUUAAGUGACGAUGAACGUUUUGUGCUGUGGUUUUGACCUGUGCCGCUUUUAACAGGCACGAUGUGGCGAUUAGCGCCACUAGUGACGCGACUCCUGGUCGUGUCACUGGUGGCGCUCGUGUUCGCGGACGGGGCCGGCAGCACCUCGGUUGCGACGCUGACGCGGGGCCCCGCCCCCCGCCCCACGGCGCCCCUGCCCCGCAAGCAGCGCCCGCGCAAGCGGCGCACCACCACCACCACCACCACCCUCGAGCCGGACGAAGACGAAGAUGACGUCACUACGCAGCCUACCACCACCACCGUUGAUCCUAGGAUGUUCGACCACACGGAGCUGGGUACGUGCGAGGCGCCGCUGGGCAUGGAGAGCGGCAUGAUAUCCAACGAGUCGCUGUCGUCCAGCUCCAACUACGACCUCAGCGUGUCGCCACUUAGUUCCAGGAUACGGAGCGAACUGCGCGGCGGCGCGUGGUGCCCCAACGGGCUGAUCUCGCCGCGCAGCCGCGAGUACCUCGAGAUAGACCUCCAAGACGAGUAUCUCAUCACCGGCACGGAGUCCCAGGGCCGGUUCGCUAACUCGGUGGGGGUCGAGUUCGUGGAAAGCUAUUCACUCGAGUACUACCGUGCUGCUCUUAACCGCUGGGUGAAAUACAAAGAUUUUAAUGGCAGCAGACUGAUCCCUGGAAACGUCAACACGUACACCCCCCGGAAGACGAUAUUAGAGGCUCCAUUCGUUGCAUCCAAAGUCCGCUUCUUUCCUUAUGCUGCCCACCCCAGGACAGCGUGUAUGAGGGUCGAACUUUACGGGUGUCUGUGGAAACAAAAUCUAGUUGCCUAUUCUGCGCCCAAGGGUGGAGACAUGCAGGCCAUGACAGGCGGGGCGCGAUUUGAGGACCUGGCUUACGACGGCGUGCAGCGCGGCGGCAGACUUCUGGACGGGCUCGGUCAGAUGACGGACUCGCUCUUGGGUCCCAACGACUUUGAACAACCCGACCCUUUAGAUACACAAGGUACUCGCUGGGUCGGCUGGAACAAAUCAAUGCAAGUGGAUGACGAUGUUGAGCUCACUUUUAAUUUUAGCACGACACAACUGUUCUAUCAUGUUGAUAUCCAUACAAACAACAUGUUUACCAAGGAUGUGCAGUUGUUCAAAGAGGCAGAAGUGUACUUCUCCCUGGAGGGAGAGAGAUGGCAGGAGGAGUUCAUCUCGUACGAGCCGAAGCAGGACCGCGUGUCGGAGCAUGCUCGCGCGGUGCACGUGCCGCUGCAGAACCGCACCGCCAAGCAUCUCAUGCUGCGCCUCAAGUUCCAGCACGAAUGGAUCCUCAUCAGCGAGAUCACUUUCAAGUCAGUUCCCACCGUGAUAAACGCUUCAGCGGAAUUUCUGGACGAAUAUUACCGCACCGAUUUGCCGCCGUCGUCCCGUAAGAAGCGCAACUCGUCCUUGCGCGUGAGUGUGGGGCUGGCGUGCGGCGCGCUGGUCGGCGCCGGCGCCUUCAUCGCCGCGACGGUGGUGCUCCUGGCCAAGAGGACCAGGCGAAGGAUACCAAACAUGCUGAAGAAGCCAUUUUGCCCAUCAUUACGGAAUGCCACCUCCAACUCCAGGAACAAUCGCAGGGCCCCCAGGCUGGCGCUGGCUCUUGCUAACUGUCCACCAAUACACAUGUUAAGGCCUGCAGUCGUCGAUGAGGAUUAUAGAGAGCCCUACAAUAUAUGGAGGGAGACACUCGGCCGGCGCGACAAGCACGACGCCCAUGAUCAAAACGAAUACAACGAAAUCUGUGAAGACCCAGAAUUCCCGCGCCCCUACAUGAUGAAACGCCCCGACCCGCACGAGAGCUUCUACGCUGCCACCGACAUCAUACACCAUACGUACCCCGAAGAGCGCACCUGCCGGCGCGAGCGACCAGCGCCGGGGCUCUUCACCUCCAUAAAACUGCCGGAAGCGGAGCCCCCAAACGGAGUGGCGCCCCUGCUGGACUUCCCGCGGGGGCGCAUGCGACCAGUCACCUUCCUCGGCGAGGGCCCGUAUGGGAGUCUCCAGAUAUGCGAGACGGAUGGUAUCGAGGAGCUGAGCGACGAGGAGUCCCCGAGCGGCACCCGCCGACGACUUGUAGUUGUCAAGACUCUCUGGCGAGGGUGCCAUAGCGAUAUCAAGGCGGCGUUUGCCAGAGAGGCGACAUGGGGCGCUGGGCUGAAACACCCACAGCUCGCCAGAGUGCUCGGCUUGAGUCUACUCGAACCUCCGUGUGCAGCGCUCGACCGCGGCAACGCUGCACCCUUGCCUACGAUAUUGAAACCGGACAACAAAUUGAACUAUUCGAGUUUGCUUCACAUAUGCUGCCAGAUCGCAGCAGGCAUGAAGUACCUGGAGUCAUUCGAAUUAGUGCACCGGGAUCUCUCCGCUCGUAACGUAACAGUAAGUGAGGAGCUCAGCGUUAAGGUGUCGGACUACGCAAUGUUUUGCGACGAGUUCGUGGGGGACUACCACGUCAUGGCCGACGGCUCGCGCUUCCCCCUGCGUUGGAUGGCCUGGGAGAGCCUACUGAUGGGUAUGUAUUCGCCUGCUAGCGACGUCUGGUCGUUCGGUGUCACUGUGUGGGAGGUGCUGACGUACUGUACGGCUAAACCUUUCGAAGAGAUGGAUGAUGACCAGGUGGUUGCCAACGCGAGCGAGUGGAGGCGCGGCGGGCGCGGUGCUCGCGUACCAGCGGCGCCGCCACCGCGCUGCCGCCGCGAGCUUUACGACCUCAUGCACGAGUGCUGGCGCCGCGAGCCAGCGCAGCGCCCGCGCUUCCACGACCUGCACCGCUACCUGGAGCGCAUGACGCACGGCUUCAAGCCGCCGCACGCCACUACUCUUCGCUAAAUACACUUAUCGACGAGCUUCGACGUCCGUCAACAUUCACCGAUCGAUCUCAUUACAUUAGAUAGGUUUUUAAUAUAUUUCUCACUGAAACCCUGAUCCAGCUAGUGUUAAUAUAAGUUUAUAAACGCAAUGAAUAAUUGGACGUAUUUUCAGUCAUUAAAUUUACUGUUGUAAAUUCGUCGUGCUCACAGUAUCCAUUGGCGUCCAUGUCAACGAUCUAUGUAUUUGUAGAUUUUCUAGUUUCGAAUAUUCAGUGACGCUCGGCCUAACCGAUUUAAUAGCUGCAAAACUGAAUAGAUUUCUGGACUGCUCGAUAGGUCCGUCAUUAGAAGCAUCAGCGUUUAUAUAUCAGUCCAAAUUAUUAAAUAGAGAAUAAAUAUAAUUAAUUAAUAAGAAUUUUUCAAAUGCCAUACUCGUGUCUUGGACAUUUUGACUACAGACUGAUAGAAAAAAUCGAGCAGUAUUAAGUUCAGUAUUAAACAUAGGUACAAUAGGAUAGGUUAUAGGUUAGAGCGUGUUUUAUGUAACACGCAGCUUUGCAUUUAAACUGGGCACUGGCUGAGCCCGGGGCACCGCGGCUCAGCCAGUACGCAGCCGCGCCAAAAGGCAAUUUUAAUAAUGUUAAAAACUUGGGCGCCUCGAUGUUACUGAACGAACAACACAUCGUGUGCCGAGGUUUACAAGCUAGACGUAGGUUUCUGAAUUGCCUUCUGCUUCUACGUGAAUUCAUGCUCUUGUACAAGACAGUUGAUGAUUAAUUAAUAUUAUCAGUGUUUUGGAAGCGAUUCAGAAACCCACAAGUCCCUUGAGCGUUGAUUCUCUAUUCGGUUUGGAUACUUGUCAUUCAGGAAAUUAUUGCGGCCGUAUGUUAAUUAUUAAGAAUCUAGUUUUUUUUGUAUUGUAUCCUGUUGAUUAGGGAAACGUCAAGUACUCUGCGGCAUGUCUACAUACACAUCAGCUUUGUAGUCUAUAUUAGCGUAGGUAUAUGGGAAAUAUUAUAAGAAUGAAUUUUCUGAAUAUCGAGAUAAUUGCGCAAACACUCGUAAGUUUGUUUUGACAUACCAACCCGGCAAGAGGAUCAACAUGUUUAAGUAAAUGUUUCACACACUGUUUCAGCGCCCUUCGCCUAGCGCCCCACGAUCUUCCACUCACCGCCUUUACGGCAACCCUACUCGGGGCUGCUCGAGUACUGGCUGCGGCUCGUCGCUGCUGUCGCCUUCUCUCAAAAACUAGGGCCUUAUAUCGACUAUUC